CCCCGGUCGACAACAUAGUCGCGAUGCUCUGCAUUACUGCUACGAGACUUAUACCGCGAUGAUUGUGGCUCUACUAUUACUACUCAUGGCAGCGUCGCUUUACGCCCUACGGCACUACCUCCCCUUGUGGGCGCAACCGAGUAGGAAAGAUGAGUCGCAAACCAUUUCCGAGCCCAGACAUAGAGAGAAUGGCCAAACUACCAGCCCGGGACGUGAAUCGAGUAAACAAGGAGAAGACAUAGCAGACGUUCCACGCAUUACAAAACCCGAAACCACACUCCAAGGCCAAGAAACACCCUCUCCGGAAACGACCCCGAAAGCGAACGCCCGAUCCGAUACAUCCAUAUCAAUCCCCUCCUUCUCCCUCGACUCAGGAGAUACCUCAGACGACGACGACGACGAAGAAGAAGAAGACAACCUCCCACCACCCUCCUUCCCAGCCCUCAACUCCGCCCAGCGCGCCUCCGCAACACCCCCCUCAUUCGCCCUCCCAUCAACAAAAGCAAGCCCACGACAGCCCACGCUCACCCACUCAACCCAAUCCAUGCCACCCCCUCCACGCCCCUUUCCAAAGCCACAAACACACACAAACAAAACAACCUCCCUCCGCAUACCCACAACCGGCCCCCUCCCCAACCGCGGCCCCCUCCCCAACCGCAGCCCGGCGCAAGCAAGCAGCAACCUAAACCUCCCCGUCAAACCCCCACCGCCCACCCCCAACGCCCGCCAAAAAGUCCUCCUCGAACCCGGCCACUCGCCCCUCGACUGGGCCAACCUCGUCAAAUCAGGCAAGAAUCUCUCCGGCGUAAGCACGCUCACGCUCGUCACGCCCGCGCAGCUCAAGCACAACAACGGCCGCAAGGACAGGCCGGCGUGGUCGGUGUGGCAAGGCAAAGUGUACAACAUCACGCCCUAUCUGCCGUUUCACCCGGGCGGUAAAGGCGAGCUGAUGCGGGCGGCGGGGAAAGAUGGGACGAGGCUGUUUAUGGAUGUGCAUCCGUGGGUGAAUUGGGAUAAUAUGCUGAGUGAGUGUGUGGUGGGCAUUUUGGUUGGGGAGAGUGAGGGUGCUCGGGGGCGGGUGGAGGCGAGUUUGGAUGAUAUGGAUUGACUGGCUGGCUGGCUGGCUGGCUGGCUGGCUGAAGGAGGGAAGUCCGUUGUGGUUAGAGAUAUACCCCCGCCAACUCCCCAACCCCACAACUUCUAAAUAGACAUGUGGAUUGGUAGAACGUGGGCAUUGUAUGCCGUGGUUAGCGAACAGGCGCUUAGUUAGAUAUCGAUCAGUUCGUUACGUUGUACCUGUCUUGGUCCUUGAAUACUGCCGGUCAGGGUAUAUAUAUAUCUCUUGCGAUGUAGUCUUGAAAGGUAGCACCCUCCCAUAACCUCGAGUCCAUCCUCAGACCCCUGGAAGCAGUAAAGAAAGGAAAACCUUUUCACACGAACCCGCUGCUUAGGUUAGUUAUCAUGUGUAGAAACUCGAUGAAUCUGUUAUUACUAGUUGCGGAUAUACGAGUAGCCAGCGC
Messenger RNA from Pseudovirgaria hyperparasitica, 1520 nucleotides. RefSeq lists its product as uncharacterized. Bases 86 to 1108 code for a protein of 340 amino acids. The transcript has a single exon. Gene Ontology annotation, molecular function: heme binding. NCBI's taxonomy places the organism in Eukaryota, Fungi, Ascomycota, Dothideomycetes, Acrospermales, Acrospermaceae. The record is from RefSeq and is a predicted model, not a curated record.